This is a messenger RNA of Macrosiphum euphorbiae (potato aphid), 867 nucleotides long. Lineage: Eukaryota; Metazoa; Arthropoda; Insecta; Hemiptera; Aphididae. The record is from the annotation of a GenBank genome assembly.
AUGGACGUUUCUAAUUUAAAUCAUACCUAUGGUAUAUUUAUGAAAAACAAUACUACUCUUUUGGAUGCUACUGUUGAAAACUAUAAAAUUAUGUCUGAAACUCCUGUUUUACUUAACAAUACAAACAUUGACAUUUCUAUAAUAAUUCAAGAAAACGACAACAGUUCUCAAGAAAUACAAGUACUUGAUGAUUCAUUACUAGCUAAUACAUUAAAUCAAGAGCAACUAAUUAGUUCCUAUUCAAAUAAUGAGGAUCUGUUAUUGUCAAAUACAAGAUCAUUAAAAAUAUUGAAGUCAGAAAAUAUUAUAAAUAAUAUAUCUACUGGUUCUACUAGAACUUCAAAAAACAUAGUUCAUUUAAGUAAUGCAAGUUUUUGUAGUAAUUCUGAAAAUUCAUUAUUUUGGACAACAUUACCUGACGAAUCCACAAACAUUUCAAGUACAAAAAAUGUAAAUAUGAAUACAUUUCAAACGCCUAAAAGAAAUAAAUUAUCUAUUGCAGAAAACAUAGUUAAUACAAUCAAAAUCAUGUCUUCAAAUAAUCAAAAAUCUUUUCAUCCAGGCGCUUUUGAACUUGAUGAUCAUAAUGAAGGUCCUUUAACAAGAUCAUUUGUAACACAUUCACAUAACCGCAGUUCUUCAAUUCUAACUUUAGUUUAUUAUGGACAAAAAACGUCCAAGUCAACUUUAUCACUUACACGAUCUACCUAUGAAUUUAUAUUGGAUCAAUCACGAGUUGAAAAAAAUGGAAUGCAAAAGUUCAAAUCUCUGUAUAGGAAUGAAUCAUGGAUUACUAAACUUCUUUACAAAUUCUUAAUUAUUAAAUUGCAACAAGUUUAUAAUAUAUAUCACAUUGAUGGACAGUGA